Molecule: messenger RNA, 4991 nt
Organism: Pelodiscus sinensis (Chinese soft-shelled turtle)
Lineage: Eukaryota; Metazoa; Chordata; Testudines; Trionychidae
Gene: RHOBTB1
Product: Rho related BTB domain containing 1
Biological process (GO): small GTPase-mediated signal transduction
Molecular function (GO): protein binding; GTPase activity; GTP binding
Source: RefSeq, a predicted model, not a curated record
CGCUGCCCUCUGCGCCCGCAGGCUGCAUCCGGACGCUUCCGGCAGGGGAACUACAGUAAAGAAACACAGAAGUUGUCUUCACUUUUGAACAAGUUGUUAAAAUGGACAUGAACACUUUUUUCUCAUCUGAUGAGUUUUUAAUAAAUGGAUGCUGACAUGGACUACGAAAGACCCAACGUUGAAACUAUAAAAUGUGUGGUGGUUGGCGAUAAUGCAGUGGGGAAGACUCGCUUAAUUUGCGCAAGGGCAUGCAAUGCUACUUUGACACAGUAUCAGCUAUUGGCAACUCAUGUACCAACUGUCUGGGCAAUUGAUCAGUACCGUGUCUGCCAAGAGGUCCUUGAACGUUCCCGAGAUGUUGUUGAUGAAGUGAGCAUUUCUCUCAGACUCUGGGAUACCUUUGGUGACCACCACAAAGACAGGCGUUUUGCUUAUGGAAGAUCUGAUGUAGUUGUUCUGUGUUUUUCAAUUGCUAAUCCUAAUUCCUUGAAUCAUGUAAAAACAAUGUGGUAUCAAGAAAUCAAGCACUUUUGUCCUCGCACACCUGUUAUUCUGGUUGGCUGCCAAUUGGAUCUUCGUUACGCUGAUCUUGAAGCUGUUAAUCGAGCCAGAAGGCCUUUAGCAAGGCCUAUAAAAAGAGGAGAUAUUUUACCGCCAGAAAGAGGGAGAGAGGUUGCCAAGGAGCUUGGGAUACCAUAUUAUGAAACUAGUGUGUUUGACCAGUUUGGAAUUAAGGACGUUUUUGAUAAUGCGAUCAGAGCUGCAUUAAUAUCCAGAAGACACCUGCAGUUCUGGAAAUCACAUUUAAAGAAGGUCCAAAAACCUUUACUUCAGGCUCCAUUCCUACCUCCAAAGGCACCCCCUCCAGUUAUUAAAAUCCCAGAGAAUCCUGUAACCAAUAUGAAUGAGUCUGGAUAUUUGUUAGACAAUCCACUGUGUGCAGAUGUCAUGUUUGUUCUUCAAGACCAGAAUCAUAUUUUUGCUCACAAGAUUUACCUAGCUACCUCCUCUUCAAAGUUUUAUGACCUUUUUUUACUGGAAUGUGAAGAAUCUCCAGACUUCAGUGAAACACAGUGUAGUACAGAUAAGACCAGUAGGGACUUCUUGUCCAGUACAAGUCAUCUUGAAACAGUUGAUGAUAUUGAUGAUGCAAUCUUAGCAACCUUAAAAACUUCCAAUGACAAACUUUCAACACCAGAAAGUGAUGGCACUUCAAAGAUGUUAGAACUUGAAACUGAAGAAGGUAGCUCUGCUCGGAGAGCUUUGUCCUCCUUGGGUAAAGGGUUUGUUAGUAUGCAUAAAGAAAUACAAAUCAACCCUGUAUCGAAUAGGACAUGUCCUGUAACUGUGGUCAAGAUGGAUUCCUCUGUUCAGCCUGGGCCUUUUAAAACUGUUUUACAAUUUCUAUAUGCUGGGCAACUGGAUGAAAAUGAAAAGGAUCUGACAAGAUUAGCACAGAUUGCUGAAAUCUUGGAAGUAUUUGACUUGCGCAUGAUGGUGGAAAAUAUUAUGAAUAAAGAAGCUUUCAUGAAUCAAGAGAUUACCAAAGCAUUUCAUGUCAGGAAAGCUAACCGGAUAAAAGAGUGUCUUUGCAAAGGGACAUUCUCUGAUGUGACAUUUAAGUUGGAUGAUGGAAGCAUAAAUGCCCACAAGCCACUGCUGAUCUGUAGCUGUGAAUGGAUGUCUGCUAUGUUUGGAGGGUCAUUUGUUGAAAGUUCAAACAGUGAGGUUGUUCUUCCCAACAUAAACAAGACUUCUAUGCAGGCUAUUCUGGAUUAUUUGUAUACCAAACAAUUGUCAUCGAGUCAGGAGUUGGACAUGCUUGAAUUAAUUGCACUGGCAAACAGAUUUUGCCUCCCACACUUGGUUGCAUUGGCAGAGCAGCAUGCUGUGCAGGAGCUGACCAAAGCCUCAGGGAAUGGCAUUGGCGUAGAUGGCGAAGUACUAUCCUAUUUGGAAUGGGCCCAGUUCCACAAUGCUAAUCAGCUGGCAGCUUGGUGCUUGCACUACAUCUGCACUAAUUACAACAGCGUGUGCUCUAAAUUUCGCAAGGAAAUAAAAGCUAAGUCUCCAGAUAAUCAAGAAUAUUUUGAGAGACAUCGCUGGCCUCCUGUGUGGUACUUAAAGGAAGAAGAUCACUACCAGCGUGUUAAAAAGGAAAGGGAAAAGGAAGAUAUUGCACUGAAUAAACAUCAUUCAAAACGGAAGUGGUGCUUCUGGAAUUCCUCUCCUCUAGUUGCCUGAACAAAGCAAAUAACACGUAAACACAUCAACAGUGUAAAUUUAACACUACUUUAAAAAUAGUCUUAUUGUUAGAAAUAAGAUGCAGUUCAGAUUACUGGCACUGACUUUAUUCCACAUUUUGCAUUUAUCAUUGUUAGGUUCAAAAGAACAAGCUCACCUAUAAUGAGCCUGGAAUGAUUCCCUUAAAUUGAUAUGUAUAUUUUUGGUUAUUAAGCAACAUAAGCAUCUACCAUUAUUACAUUUCUUUUUAUUCACGAACAAAUCCAGCAUUAAUGUUUUAAACUCCAAAUUAGGAAAUAUUUUUAUACUGCCUUGUAUAUUCUGUUUAAAUAAAAAGUCUGGGUAUCACUUUAUUUUACUGACCAUGAAAUAACCACAUAGCAGCUUUAGAAUUAGAUUUUAACUAUUUUUCUUAUGUGAGUACAGUGAAAUAUAAACUUAGAUCCACUCUUAAUGAACAAUCUUCUGUUUUAAAUGACCAGUUUAAAAGUACCCUGUGACAAUUAUCAUCUUAGUUAAAAAACAGUGUCUCUUAGGCAACCCAUUUUUGUUCCUAAGACCCAUGCACUCAUAACAUAAUUAGAUGGUUAUUUCUUUUUUCUAAAGGAAAUGGGUAUAAUAAGAUCCAAUAAUUGAAAGUUAUAAAGCAUUUAAUCUUCUUUCAGCUGAAUUAUAGGCAGUGUAAUUACCUGUUCAACUGCAGGAACAUGUAUUUCUAAUAUUUGCCAUGUACGUAUAUCUAGUGAUUCUAAUAAUUCAGAGGUUUUAAAGGUCUAGAUUGAAGAGGAUAAUUUUCAAAUCAUUAGAAGGGCUUAUUAAUUUAUAUCUUUAUCCAGGGCAAACUCAGUAUGGACCUGAAUACAAAAAGCAGAUAUGCUGGUAAUUUUGAAACAACUGUAUUAUGAUUGUUUACUCUUUCAGGGCCCAGUUCUGCAGUCAUUUCUAUUUCAAGACUCCUUUUUGCUUCAUCAGGGUUAUGCAAACCAGAAACUAGCAGAUACAUUCCUCUAUUGUUGAUGUAGUAUCUUGCAAAUGGAAAAUGAUCUUCCUAUAGGUUAAUUUUAAUUUUGUCAAUGUCAUCUUGUAGUUCUUCCCCGGUGGAAUUCAAAGAUAGUGCUUUAAAUUAGAUUAUACAUUCCUUCUGGAAGCAGAUACUCCAAGGAAGCACAAAUCAGAAGUCUCAGAGAAUAAAAAUUCCCAUAUUAUUUAAAUGAUGAGAGGAGAAAACAAACACUCCAGUUUUUGACAGUUCCUUUCGGUUUAAGGUUUUUCUAAUGACUCUGACCGGGCAGUGUUGCAUUUGAAAAAUAUAAGGCUGGGGUGCUUUGAAAAGACAAAACUAAAACAUUUCUAAAAUUAUACUAUAGAACAUAUGCAGGUCUAUGAAGCAUCUCAGACACAGUUCUGUAAUUGAGGUAGUUUUAUGUUAUCAGUUUUGUUAAUGAAUACUAAUGUGAAAAGCUUUUGAAUUGUAUCCUUCCUGUAUUAAUCGACAAAGCAGUACGUCCAAAUCCCAAUGCUGCAAGUCAGGAAAGAUUUCAGGCUGAAAGCUAUCCACACUUCCACAUACUCAGCAUCAAGGCAGAGCUCAUUCUUGUCAUAUUCCACUGUGGUGCUAACACCCUAGAAGCUGCUUAGUAUGGGUGCUGCAGAAACUCCUGUAACAAAAACAGGUGACAGACUUCAUUACCUACAAGAUUUAUCCCUAUGAGUGAUAAAGAAGGGCUAUAGAGAAAGGAUGGUUAUAAGUGUAUCCACUUUAAUUCCUGGCCGGUAGUAUUGAGCAUUGUGAAGGAAAGAAAAAACAACACAAUGAAUGUCAAGACUAGGAUGGAAUUAACAUCUGUUCAUUCAUAAAAUGUUAACAGAUCAUGUUUAAUAAAUAUUGCUACUAGGUUUUACAUAACCAAAGCUCCUAUAUGAUUGUAAUUUUGCCAAACUGUAAUGGAUAGAUUAAUGAACCUGGGGGUAUAUGCAAUAAUAUCCAGAUGUAUUAGUUAUCAGCUAUAAUAACCAAAUGGCUGGUUCAUUUGGUUAAUGCUGCCUAUGGCCUUUAAUCUUGGUGUUUAUUUGGUUUUUUAUUUUGCAAAAAAAAAAAGUAAAAGUGUUUAGCUAAAAAAUGUCUCCUAGUUCUUUAAACACACUUUCUAAAUACUGUAUAAAGCACAGUAUGAUCUUUUUUUUCCUGGAUGGUGGAAACACACUUUUUAUGGUGUUUGUCUACAUUAUAGUAGUAAAAUAUAUUUAACAAAAGGUGAAUCUGUGAUCACAUGCCAAAUCAAAAUUUACCAUUCAGAAUGUUACUGGAGAGCCACUUGCAUUAGGAAAAGAAUAUGGUAGAUGCUUGUCACUUAAUAUAAAGCUACAAACCAACCAUUUUCCUCUUACUUUGUCACACUGUUCCUAAUACUCAAUCAUCAGGUUGUCAUCCAUGCAAUGAGAAACAAACUCUUCAUGACAAAAAACAGGAAAAUGCACCAGGAGUUCUUGUAGGCAUUUUGGUUAGUUGAUGUUUUGUUUUUAUUACGAGCUUCCUAAAUUGACUCAUUUUCUUUAGCUGAUUCCUACUAGCAUAUAUUUAUCAACAACCAAAAUCAAAUUACAAGCUAAUGAACUUUUAGCAACAAUCCCUCCUAAUAUAGCUAUUCAGUUUAAUUUACAAAACUAGAAAGUUACAUUUUUAGAGAACUGCCAAGAUGAUGCGUAAGAGUACUGUGUCCAUGUAGCCCAGUGUCUGUGAGUCUGUA